Messenger RNA from Passer domesticus (house sparrow), 1531 nucleotides. RefSeq names its product RNA polymerase II elongation factor ELL2-like. Gene Ontology annotation, cellular component: transcription elongation factor complex. NCBI's taxonomy places the organism in Eukaryota, Metazoa, Chordata, Aves, Passeriformes, Passeridae. Gene Ontology annotation, biological process: snRNA transcription by RNA polymerase II; positive regulation of transcription elongation by RNA polymerase II; transcription elongation by RNA polymerase II. The record is from RefSeq and is a predicted model, not a curated record. The transcript is spliced from 10 exons. Gene Ontology annotation, molecular function: cis-regulatory region sequence-specific DNA binding. The coding region runs from base 182 to 1282 and encodes 366 amino acids.
CAGCACUGCCGUGCCCGUCAGGGUGACCCAGAGGCCCCAGGACCAAGAGCCAAAUGCCAGCGAGGUGUCACACAAUGGAAGUGUGCAGGAUGUCAAAUUGUAUAACCCACUUGGAGAAGAUGUGAGAAGAGCCAAAGCAAAUGCUUCAUGUCCUGCCCCUGGGAAAAGGAGAACAAAGCCCAUGAAGCCUGCAGAGAGUGAACAGAAUCCUUGCAGUGCUGUUUAUCACCGGCCCUUCAGGGACAGGGUGAUUCAUUUACUUGCUCUGAGGACUUACAAGAAGCCAGAGUUACUUGCUCGCUUGCAGAGAGAUGGAGUCAUGCAAAAGGACAAGGGCACCCUUGGGAAGAUCCUUCAGCAGGUAGCCAAGUGGAAUCCAAAGGAGAAUUCCUUCAGUCUGAAGGAACAUCUAUUUCACACCCUUCAGACUGAUUGGCCUGGCUACACUGACAUAGACAGAGAGAAUUUGAAGCUAAUACUUUCUGGAAAAUCAUCUCCAUCUCAGAACACCACUAACACCAGCCAAGUGACAUCUUCGGGACCUUCUGAGAGAGACACUCCAGCAAGACCUGCUCAGAAACGGCCUCUGGCUUCCGACUUGACCAGUCCUGUGACGAGCAAGAAGAGGAGAAUUGGUCACCAGCCCAGUCAUGUCCAGGCAGCAGCUGGUGGCCACUUUUCUUCCUUCCUUUUGCCUUCCACAUCUCUUUAUUCUUUGGACAUGUCUCCAAGAGUUGUCUCCGUUUCCCCCUGCACCCAUAUAGUACAACAAACGGAGAAAUUUCAUCUUUCUACCAUCCCAGCACCUGCCAGGGAGGAAAAGGAGAUCCCCAAUUCAAAUGGGAAAACAAAUGAACUGGGGAGGCUGAAGCAGUUGCAGCCCUUGGAUUUCGAUGAAGGAGCAAGAACAGAUCCUUCCAUUGCCUCCACAUGCUCUGCAACAAGCAACCAAGCAGACUACUUGAGAAAAUAUGGAGCCAUUGUGUCCUUGGAGCAACGCCAGCGCUACAAGGAUGACUUCAAUGCAGAGUAUGAGGAAUAUCGGAAUUUAUAUUUUAAGAUUGACAAGAUCAUCAAGAAAUUCAGACAAUUUCAGGAGCAAUGGAAGUCUCUGACUCCAGGCUCCAAAGCCCAUCAGUUGCUGUGUCAGCGCAUCCUAGCAGAUUAUCAGCAGUUACAACAGGGUAGCCCCAGCUACUCUGAAAUGAGGAGCAGGUGCCAGUACCUCCACAAGAAGCUGGCCCAUAUUCAGAGCUGCAUUUCUGAAUUUGACCAGCAGUGAGUGGAGUACUGGCACCAGACAUCUGUUUCAGCAAGGGAACAUCUGUGAACUCAAGAUUUUUGAUUUGAACGGAAGAUUAGGUUUUUUAGGAUUUCUGAAAUUAGUACAGAAGAGUAGGUUAUGUUAGUACUGAGCAGUAGAUGAUUUCUUAUAAAUGUAGGAUUAGUUCAAAGAAUGUAGGAAGUUUAAGUUGAAGUUGAAACAUGAUUGUAUUGAAUUUUAACAAUAAAGAAAUGUCACUAUUGGUAA